This is a messenger RNA of Ruditapes philippinarum (Manila clam), 3016 nucleotides long. Its product is annotated as ubiquitin-conjugating enzyme E2 G2. Lineage: Eukaryota; Metazoa; Mollusca; Bivalvia; Venerida; Veneridae. The transcript is spliced from 5 exons. The record is from RefSeq and is a predicted model, not a curated record. Gene Ontology annotation, cellular component: cytosol; endoplasmic reticulum. The coding region runs from base 87 to 584 and encodes 165 amino acids.
UUUGCUUAGUUCGUCCGAGGUAUAGUCACUUCCGGUAUAAACGAAAGUUAAAGCUGGCAUAUUUAUUUUUUUAAUUAUCUUCUAAUAUGGCUGGAUCAGCAUUAAAGCGGCUUAUGGCUGAAUAUAAACAAUUAACAUUAAAUCCUCCAGAGGGUAUAAUAGCUGGACCUGCCAAUGAGGAAAACUUUUUUGAGUGGGAAGCUCUAAUUAUGGGUCCAGAGGGAACAUGUUUUGAAGGUGGUGUUUUUCCAGCCAGGCUUACAUUCCCCGCAGACUAUCCUCUAGGACCUCCAAAAAUGAAAUUUACCUGCGAACUAUUCCAUCCUAACAUAUAUCAAGAUGGUAGAGUCUGUAUAUCUAUUCUACACGCCCCUGGAGAUGACCCUAUGGGGUAUGAAACCAGCGCAGAACGUUGGAGUCCAGUCCAGAGUGUUGAGAAAAUUCUUCUUUCUGUUGUCUCUAUGCUAGCAGAACCUAAUGAUGAAAGUGCAGCCAAUGUUGACGCAGCGAAAAUGUGGCGCGAAGAAAGAGACAAAUUUGAAGACAUUGCGAAAAAACAUGUUCGAAAAAGCCUAGGCUUGUGACACCAGCGGAACAUCUUUUACAAAAUCAUCACUUAAUUGAUUAUACUUAUAUUGUGAACAUGUGAGGAGAAACAAUUGCAGAUUGGUUCAUGAAUUAGGAAGCCAUUGUAAUUGAAGUAAGAAAAGUGGAGACACUUUGGCUGCCUGAUAUCAGUCUGAGGUCUCUGUACACCCCCAGUGGACGGGAAAAUUGCUGAACUUACUGCUAGCUACUUUUAUGUCAAAUCACGUUAUGUUACAUAUAAAUGAUUUUACCAUCCUCCAUGCUAUUUCCCUAUCAAACAGAUAGGGCAAUCAAAUGCAUUAAUACACAAUAUAUGCACAGUAUAAAACAGGAAUGCUUACUUGUCAUGUAUCUGAUGUCAAUAAACCAAAUAUCAUCAAGAAAUUACUACUGUGCUCAAUGUUCUUUAUCAGCAUGUUAGAAUGAAAAAAAGAUAUUAAUUUUUCUUGCAUGAUAGUAUUAUAAUGCACAGUUUAUUGUUUAAAUGCUUUGCAAUUGAUCACUCAAGUCUAUCAGUCUUCAUGAUUAUAAUAUUACGCAUUUGAACUUGAACUGUGAAUUAUUUUACGACAAUGCACUCAAAAUUGGUAUCUAUUCGAAAAAUUUAAUUUGACAGAGUAUCGGCAUUAUUUCUUUGUUUAAAAAAAAAAGAUCAAAGAACAGAAGUGUGAAGGAAGAUGUAGUAAAUAAUAAACUGUUUAAAGGAAGACGUCAAAUAGACCAGAAGUAUUUUCAUUAAUUGCAUUGGUACAAAAGCAUUUUUAUAUUUUGACAGUUUACUUUUCAUAAUAGUUAUUUAUAUAUGUAUAUAAAGUGAAUUACAGUGGGAAAAAACAUGUUAACUGGAAUAUAUUUUUGUUUUAACUUACAUUUGUAAGCAUUACAAUUCAAAUUCUUUUUGCUAUUUUCUAAGAAAUCUGGUUGGUUUGUAACUCAUUUACUUAUUUAUUGUUCUAUAUUGUAUAGAUUACUUGUAUAUUUCACAGUUUAAUAUUAAAUGUAAUUUGGCUUUUUCAAUCUAUGCAUAGCUAUAAAUAAUCUAUGAAAGUGGUGAGGGGUUCAUGUAGCCUAUUUGUUAAGGUAUCCACCUAUUAACCCAGGGAAUGUGGAUUCAAGCUUUACUAUUGUCAGGACUUAGUUUCCCCAUGUGAUGCAAGUACUUAUUGGUUUGUGGAAGAUGACAUGUACAAACGUGUAUAAGUUAUAAGAACUUUUAUCACAGUAUUGCUAAAAUUCAGGGGGUAAAAGAUAAAACACUGGCAUGCUUUAUCAUUACAAAUUCAAGAUUUAGUUGGUAUUUUUAUGCUUAUGCUAGAUAAAAAGCAACAAUAUUUUUACUAUACAGAUUGUCUUUGUUUUCCUAUCUUUUUUAUGGGAACUUUUAUGGAUUGUAUGGAUGUCUGUAACAUAGGUUCAGGUAGAUGCUAAUUUUUAUGCUGCUGGUUUUUCGAGUCAAACCAGGUACAUAUAUAUAAUACGUACCUGGUCAAACAAAAGUCAAACAUAAAGUUACUUUACUAUAUUUAGAAAGCUUUGGUUGAUUUAACAUAUUUCAAACUUUGACAAAAGUCAAAUAAAAUUAUCCACUAUUUCUUACCUAUUUAUUUAUGGUUAAAACAAAUAUACAAGCCAGUAUAUAUAGCAUGUGCCACCAGUAUAUGAAACCAGGCCGAUCUGCACAUCUUUUAAGUGGCUAACUGCAAAAAUUUCAUGUUGAUAUCCCCAAAAUUGAUAAUGGACUGUUACAAAUAUGACAAAUAGACAAGUGCAUUUUAGAAAUUCUGCAGCUUCAGGGUUAAAUGAGUGUUAACAGUCUGAAACUACAAAUGUAAAUAUUUGUAUUUGCUAACAAGGAAGAUUCUAAACCUGGUGUAGAAGUGACAGUAAAUUAUUUGUGCAAUAUAAAGAAGUGCUGUCAGUCAUAUUAAAAUUUUUUUGCAUAACUGUAUGAAGGCACAGUAUAUAUUCUGUACACUAUACAUAGUGAAUAUCUGACGAUGGUUUGAAGGAUACUCUGGACUAUCCUAUUAAACUGUGCAUGCAUUACACUUAGAUAUGAGUAAGUUUUGCAUGCAUAUCUCAUUACAUUGUACAUGUAAAUAUUCCUAACUAUUCUCAGACAAAAGCUAUAUGUGAAAUUUUGAGACAAUGUUUUUGUGGUAAUUUUUAUGUGUGGAUGCUUAGACAUGUCCAACAUACCGGGUAAUUAGCCAAUAAUCUAUAUUAUUACAAUGUACAUGUAAGUGUUGCUCGUACAUGUACCAUUUUUAUCGUAAUUUUGCUGAUUUCAGAAUUAUUGUUAUACAUGUAUAGUACCUUGAAAUCAUGAAUUGUCAAUUUAAUUUGUAUAAUUGUAUUGUUUUGUGAAAGUGUUAAAGAUUUAAUUUGUUUAUAAUAAAAUAUACAAUAUUGCUAAUUCCUAUUGUAA